CAAACAAAUACUCUUCGAUGACAAGUACACAUUUUGACUUCGGUUCGAUGAUCUUCUUCAACUUCCUUCCUUGCUAAGGAAAUUGCUCCAAUUUAUCUUCACUUAUCCACACCGUUCCAGCUUUGCAAUUGCCAAAGAAAAACUAUGGAACAGCCUCUUCUCUCAGAAGAGAAAAGAAGUGAAAUUGAUGAGAACGAGAGGCUGAGCUCGUAUCAGUAUGUUGGCAGAACAGGGUCGGUGAUUCCAACGGCUUCGUUGGCGGGUACGGAUGUUAGCAUCGAAGAGAUUCGAUCAGCCACUUCUUUUUCUACUCCUUACCCGCCAUCCAUUCAUGCUCCUUUGAUCAGCUCCCCUGAGCCCCUUCCUAAUGAGCAAGCUAUUCCUCACCAAAGUCCUUACGCAGCAGAUUAUGGCGCAUACUCCAAUGAUUUUCAGAGGCAAUUAUUGGAUGAGGUAGAGAUAAGAGAGUUGCUCAUCGAUCAUAUCGGUCAUCGAUGUUGUUGGGGGAGUCACCCUGCUCGUACCUGGAAGAUUCAUGCUGUUGAGGAUUGCAAUGUUUAUGUGGGAACUCUUGAAACUUUCUUAGAAGAAAGGGAAGUGAUAAGAGAAACAGAACCUUACCUUGGUGGUAAAAUUGAUGGAAAGGAUAAUACACCUGAACUUGGCAUUUGGGAAUUGGAUUUAAGAUCACAAUUCCCUGUUCUCUUUGUGCCAUACAAAGAAACCCGAGUCAAGAUUCCUAAUAGUGAGACCGUUGAGAAAUGUUCAGAUUGUGCAGGACAAGGAGAUAUUCCAUGUCCUACAUGCAAUGCAGACCAAGAACCUGGAUUUUACAAGGAAAAUCAGAUGUCCCAGUGCCCUGCUUGCUAUGGAAGGGGAUUAAUUGCUCACAGAGACGGAUCAGACACCAUAUGUACAAAAUGUGAUGGAAAGGGAAAGAUACCUUGUGCAACUUGUGGAUCUCGUGGCUUACUUAAAUGCAAGACAUGCAAUGGAAGCGGUUCUCUGUUGACUCGCAAAAUUGCUGUUGUUAAAUGGAAGACACUUUCAACUCGAAAAGUGAGUGCGACAAGUGGAGCAGCAUCGGUUCCAGAUGAGAUUUUCCAUAGGGCCAAAGGAGUUCAGUUAUGCAACACUCAGGCAUACCAGUGCACCCCAGCCUAUUUUGCCGACUCUUUCUUCCUCAACACAUUUUCUUCGGAUGUUAUUGCAGACAGGGCAUCUGUACCUCCAACUGCCAGGGUCAUAUGUGAGAGACAUACAAUCUCAGUGGUCCCAGUGACCCGUGUCACCAUGCGUCAUCAUCGUCAAUCUUUCAGCUUCUACAUAGUUGGAUACAGCCGGGAGGUGUACCUGAAGGAUUACUAUCCGGCUAGGUUUUGCUGGGGAUUGUGCCCUUGCCUGGAAUGGUUGAAGGUGUAAAACAUCAUGUCUCAAACUAUUUAUGCUACCUAUACUUGUAUGAAUUUUGUGUGUGGCUUAAAAUAAUUAACUUCAUUUCUUGCGUUUGAAAGACACCAUAGAGUGUAAUUUCCAUGUGAUUAUCGUAAUUAUUUUUGCAUUAUGACA
Messenger RNA from Gossypium raimondii (Peruvian cotton), 1569 nucleotides. RefSeq lists its product as uncharacterized. The record is from RefSeq and is a predicted model, not a curated record. NCBI's taxonomy places the organism in Eukaryota, Viridiplantae, Streptophyta, Magnoliopsida, Malvales, Malvaceae. The transcript is spliced from 7 exons. The coding region runs from base 145 to 1422 and encodes 425 amino acids.